Messenger RNA from Microthlaspi erraticum, 792 nucleotides. The record is from the annotation of a GenBank genome assembly. NCBI's taxonomy places the organism in Eukaryota, Viridiplantae, Streptophyta, Magnoliopsida, Brassicales, Brassicaceae.
AUGAUUUCAGAAUCCAUCCCCACCGAACUCAUCACCGAGAUAUUGUUGAGAUUGCCGGCGAAGUCGGUUGCGAGAUUUCAAUGCGUGUCCAAGCUAUGGGCAUCAAUAUCGAGCCGUGCAUAUUUCACAGAGUUGUUCCUGACCAGGUCUUCCGCACAGCCGCGUAUCUUAUUCGCCAUUGAAAAAGAGGGUUUGUGGAGCAUCUUCUCGGUGCCUCAACGUGUGCGUCCAUAUGAGAACUCGCCGUCUUCGUCGUCUCUUGUGGUAGCCUCCGAGUUUCAUAUGAAGUUCCCACAGGAAAAUAUGAAAAUCUAUCCUCCUAGUGACCGACGAUUUGCAUGUGGCUAUGCCUCUGGCUUGAAUUAUUUCUAUGGCAUGUGGAUCAAAGACGAGGACUACGAAGGAGUGCCUGUGAUAUGUAACCCUAAAACGGGACGGUAUGAGACCUUACCUUUCUUGUUAAGGUACCGAAAGGCGUAUAGCUUUUUAGGGUUUGAUCCAGUUGACAAGGUAUUCAAGGUAUUGUUCAUGGCUUAUCCACGUUGUCAUGAUCAUCAUAAAAUUCUGACGUUAGGAGUUGGAGAAAUGAAAUGGAGAACAAUAAAAUGUCCCUUAAUUAAACAUGAGAGCGUGAGUGAAGGGAUAUGCAUCAAUGGUGUCUUGUAUUACUUAGCUGACAUGUCUGAGGGUUUGCCUGAUUCUGAGUCUGAGUCAGAUGAGGAGAUGACUGAUUUUAUGAUAGUUUGCUUUGACGUUAGAGGAUUUCAAGAAACAGGAAUGGUCAAAAUAUGA